UUCCCCUGUUUCUUUUAAAGCCCUCUCGAAACAGCUAUUUCAUACAAAACAAAGAAAUCUACAGAAAAUUUCCUUUUUCGAUCUUUUACUCAUCCAUACAAAAUUUUAUCAAGAUCUUCAAACUUUGUGAGUCGAGCGUUCUGGUCAUCAAUUUGGACUUCAUUAAAUAAAAAAAUGGCAGUAAGAAGGCAGCCGCUGGCAGUAAUCCAAGAUGAAAACGCCGAAAUCAAUAGAGGCAAGACGAAUGUGGCUAAAUCUGGCGGGCUGAAGGUGCAGCAGACAGAUGUAUCGGACCGGAAAACACUAGCAAACAUCACAAACAAACUCAAAACCCUGCCAAAUUUAGGGGUUGCCACUCCAAGUACAUUACGCAAUGGCAAGGGUGGAAUUAGCGUUAGGGUGGAUCCAGAACUUUCGGGGAAAUCUGGGGUAAAGGGCCGAACUGUGCCUCGGACUCCUUUGGGAAAUAUCGAAAAUGUAGAUUCCUCCGUACAAAAGGGCAAGACAAUUGAGGAGAAUAAAGCUCAUUCAAAGAAUGUAAAAUGGGGUCCUAAUCCUAAUUAUGAGGUCACUGAGGAGAUGAAGCAGCAGGCGGAGAUUUGGGCUCGCGAGGGGAUUGAGAAGUGCCAUUUUACAGGAAAAGACAUGGACGCUCUCCAUGAGAAGAUGGCAGAGGAAGAGGUGAACAGGCGAGUUGCUCAGGCUCUAAGCUACAGAUCUGAGAUUCCAUGUUGGCUUCCUAGUGCUCUCGUAGAGCCGACUGAAAUUAAAGACUGUCUUGAGUUAGUCCCAGAGGAAGAUCUGCUCACUAACUUUUCUUCUUCUUUCCAUGGUAAGGAGCAGCAUAAGGAGCAGCAAGACAUUGACUACGAUGAGUCAUUCUAUGAAUUCCUUGAUAUUUUGUUGGCGUCCAAAGGGCCACCUGUUGAAUGAUACCGUUGCGUUGUAGUGCUUGUAACACAGAAGCAAUAUGCAAUUUGUGAAUACAAUUACAUUUAUGCUACUGCAUCGAUUGGUAUAUGACAAUUAUCUAUGCUACUGCAUAUAUCUGUGGCAGUAGACUGUAAAAUUAUACUGCUGGAUUUAUACUCAUGAAAUAUUAAUUAGAUUUUCCUUGUAA
Messenger RNA from Cryptomeria japonica (Japanese cedar), 1120 nucleotides. RefSeq lists its product as uncharacterized. The transcript has 5 exons. The coding region runs from base 175 to 933 and encodes 252 amino acids. The record is from RefSeq and is a predicted model, not a curated record. NCBI's taxonomy places the organism in Eukaryota, Viridiplantae, Streptophyta, Pinopsida, Cupressales, Cupressaceae.